AAAAAAUUUUUGGUUUUGUUUUGUUUUCUCAGUUAAUUUGAUUGAUAAUCUUUUUCUUUUUUUUUAUAAAUAUAUAAAUUGUAUUUCUUUUUCCUGUGUAAUUGUUAAAUAGUGUUGAUAAUCAAGUUUACCUGGUUAUUAGAAAUUAAAUUAUUCUUCUUAUUAUUAUUGUAUUGAUAUUAUUUUGGACAAGAUGACCAACUCAAUGAACACUGGACAAGAUUGGAGGUUUUUCUCAUUAAAAUAUGUUGGUUGUUUGGAGAUUAAUACACCCAUGAAAAGUUUAGAUUUUGAUACUCGAAGUAAAGUGGCUAAAGAAUGUAUUAACCGAGUCUGUGAAGCAAGUGGCCUUAAAACGGUUGACAAGAAACGUCGUCCAGAUAAAAGGAUUUGUAAAAUGUUAGCUGAUCGUCCGAAUAUGGAUAAUGCUGGUUCAAAUGUUAAUCUAGAGAUUACCAGUGGUUAUUUAAAAUUAUCUGUGAUGGAAACGGGAGAGAUUAUUGCUAAACAUGAUAUGCCAAACAUUUCAUUUGCCUCGGGCGGUGAUUCGGAUACACUUGACUUUGUUGCUUAUGUUGCUAAAGAUGAUAAAUUUGUCCGUGCUUGUUUUGUCCUUGAAUGUGGCGGUGGUAAAGCUCAAGAUGUUAUAUCAAUUAUUGGACAAGCGUUUGAGUUAAGGUUUAAAGAGUUUCUCAAAAAGCAACCACAUAAAAGUAUCCAGGAAAGAUAUGAAAAUCGACGAACACAAUUUAAUGGUUUAGCCUAUCAAACUAAUCAUGGUCCAGUUGAUGGAGCGAUUGGAGGUGGUGGUGGUUGUGGGGGUGAUGAUCGAGAUUAUUAUAAUGAUAUGCCCGGGAAAGUUCCGCCUGAUUUACCUGAGAGGAAAACUGAUCGACGAAAUGAUGAUAAAUUUAUAAGGAACAAUAAUCAUUCAUCUUCAGGCCGAUGUUCUAUUGGAAAAUUUAAUUCUCAACUAUUAUUACCUUCAACUUCCGACUUGACACCUAAUCUAAUUGAUUUAACUUCUGAUCUUCAAGUGAUGCCAAAUGAAAGUCCAAUAACUGUACCUCUUACAGCGGAAUCAAUUAUCAUGCCAAAUAAUAACAAUGUCAACACUUUAACGACAACAACAACAUCAACAACAAUAACAACAAAUUCAACACCAUUGUCAUCAUCAUCAUCAAUAUCUAAACUGAGAACGAUCUCAAAUAAUUCUGCUUCCUGUUCACGGACUUCAUCAUUUAACUGUAAAACCGAACCUGAAUAUGUUAAUUGCAAUCCAGAUGAACUAUUUAAAUUAUCAGCCACCGAAUCAUCCUCAUCAUCACAACCAUCAGCCAUUAAAGAUCCAUUUGACAUGCAACCUUUUUGUGGAGCAUUGGAAAACUUAUCGAAUGACAUGGAACCAAGUUCGUUAUUAUCAUCAAUUUCACCCAUCAAUGAAUCAUUUAAAUGUGGCUUGGAUGAUGCAGAUCAUAAAACUCAAACAACAACAGUAAAUACUAAUGAAGAUUUAGCGAAAGCUGAAUGGUUCCAUGGUGCCAUUGGUCGACGAGAAAGUGAAAUGCUUGUUGUUAAUGAUGGAGAUUUUCUUGUUCGUGAAUCACUUCAUUCGCCCGGCAAAUAUGUUCUAACUGGUAUGCAAGGUGGAUUAAGAAAACAUUUUACUUUAGUUGAUCCUGAAGGAGUGGUAAGUGUUACACAAGGGAACAGUAAUUUCUAUAUAUUGUAUAUGUAUAUUGUAAAUUGUUCUUACAGUUGCUUCUAUUCUAGGAAAUUAAUUGAUUUUUCUUUUACUUUCUGCUUCUCUUUCUUUUUUUGUCUUUACAGGUUCGAACCAAAGCAUGUACUUUCGAUAGUGUCACUCAUUUAAUCAAUUAUUACCGAGACAAUCAACUUCCUCUGAUGACUGCUGACAGUGAAUUAGUACUUAUUAAUCCGAUCAUCAGACGUUCUUUAAAUUUUUUCUAAUAAAAAUCUGGGCUUCUUAAAGCUAA
Messenger RNA from Panonychus citri (citrus red mite), 1997 nucleotides. RefSeq names its product SHC-transforming protein 3-like. The transcript has 2 exons. Bases 194 to 1873 code for a protein of 559 amino acids. Gene Ontology annotation, molecular function: receptor tyrosine kinase binding. Gene Ontology annotation, biological process: intracellular signal transduction; cell surface receptor protein tyrosine kinase signaling pathway. Gene Ontology annotation, cellular component: plasma membrane. Lineage: Eukaryota; Metazoa; Arthropoda; Arachnida; Trombidiformes; Tetranychidae. The record is from RefSeq and is a predicted model, not a curated record.